This is a messenger RNA of Naumovozyma dairenensis CBS 421, 1917 nucleotides long. It is a transcript of the gene SSN3, whose product is annotated as cyclin-dependent serine/threonine protein kinase SSN3. Gene Ontology annotation, biological process: protein phosphorylation. Bases 1 to 1917 code for a protein of 638 amino acids. Lineage: Eukaryota; Fungi; Ascomycota; Saccharomycetes; Saccharomycetales; Saccharomycetaceae. Gene Ontology annotation, molecular function: cyclin-dependent protein serine/threonine kinase activity; ATP binding; RNA polymerase II CTD heptapeptide repeat kinase activity. The record is from RefSeq and is a predicted model, not a curated record. Gene Ontology annotation, cellular component: mediator complex; nucleus. The transcript has a single exon.
AUGUAUAAUGGUAACAACCCUUAUCAACAAUCAAAUUUACGAUCUACUGAAAAUCAACAGCAACAAAAUCAAGCUGCACAACAAAAUCAACAACUCAUGCAACAACCAUCGCAGCAAUACCCGACUGGUAGAGACCUUUGGCAAAGUCAAGGCCGAAACCUUUAUCCACAACCUCAAUUCCAAAUUCAACAACAUCAGGUAACAAAUAAGAAACACCCUUUAUCAAACGCUACCAUAUCUACAGGAGCAAUGCAUGGGAAACAACCCAUGUUAAUGGCAAAUAAUGAUGUAUUUUCCAUUGGGCCAUAUAAGGCAAGAAAAGACAGUUGUAGGAUAUCAGUCAUUGAAAAGUAUGAAAUUAUUGGCUAUAUUGCUGCAGGUACUUAUGGGAAAGUUUACAAAGCUAAAAGAAAGGUACAACAAGCUUCCUCUGAUUCUAAUUGUUCUAACGUAAGUUCAAGUUUGGACUCUAGUAAUAAUUCACCCAUGAAAAAUAUUGAUGAGGUACCAAUAUCUCAAACAAAUUCUACUAAUGUUACAAAUUUUGAUCCUAAAACUGAAAGGAUACGAACAGCUUCAACUAAACAAGCUUCCAUGUUUACUUACAAUAAUGCUAAUACUAAUAACAAUAGUAGUAGUAACAGUGAUUCAAUUGAUUUUUCUACUUCAAAUGGUCCCAACAGUAGUAACGAUAUAUCUACCACUGCACCUAUGCAAAUCAAUACCGGAAUGGGGCCGCCCAAAUCUAUGGUAAAAAAAAGUUUGUCCCAAAUUAUUAUGCUAUUAAAAAAGUUUAAGACUGAGAAGGAGGGACUAGAACAAUUACAUUACACGGGAAUUUCUCAGAGUGCAUGCCGAGAGAUGUCAUUAUGUAGAGAAUUGAAUAAUAAACAUCUAACGAAACUGGUUGAAAUUUUCCUAGAAAGGAAAAGCAUAUAUAUGGUUUAUGAAUAUGCUGAGUACGAUCUUCUUCAAAUUAUUCAUUUCCAUUCACAUCCUGAAAAGAGAAUGAUACCACCAAGAAUGAUAAGAUCAAUAAUGUGGCAAAUUCUGGAUGGUGUUUCAUAUCUUCAUCAAAAUUGGGUAUUGCAUAGAGAUUUAAAACCAGCAAAUAUUAUGGUAACAGUAGAUGGGUGCGUUAAAAUUGGUGAUUUGGGUUUAGCGAGAAAGUUUUUUAACAUGGUACAGACUCUUUAUACAGGUGAUAAAGUUGUCGUCACCAUAUGGUAUAGGGCUCCUGAAUUACUAUUAGGUGCUCGUCAUUAUACUCCAGCAAUCGAUCUUUGGGCUGUGGGAUGUAUCUUUGCUGAACUGAUUGGUCUCCAACCAAUUUUCAAAGGAGAAGAGGCUAAGAUGGAUUCUAAGAAGAGUGUUCCUUUCCAAGCAAAUCAAAUCCAACGUAUUUUAGAAGUACUUGGUAGUCCAACUUUGAAAACAUGGCCCAAUAUAAAUAAAUAUCCAGAGUAUGAUCAACUAAUGAAAUUCCAAAGAUAUAAAGAUAAUCUACCUACUUGGUAUCAUUCAACGGGAGGAAGAGAUAAGUCAGCUCUUGAUUUACUAUAUCAAUUGUUACGCUAUGAUCCAAUCUCAAGAAUAGAUGCUGUAGAUGCAUUAGAUCAUCAUUAUUUCACAAACGGUGAGGCACCCGUAUCUGAGAAUGUCUUUGAAGGUUUGAGCUAUAAAUAUCCGGCAAGGAGAAUUCAUACCAAUGAUAAUGAUAUAAUGAAUCUAGGAAUUCACAGGAAUAAGAAUUUACUUCAGCAACCUCAAUCAAAUACCAAUAGUAAGUCAACUUCUACUACAUUAGGAGGACUUGGUGUAAAUAGAAAGAUCCUAGCCGCCGCAGCUGCCGCCGCAGCAGCUGUAUCCGGACUCAAUUCAAAAUUAAAUGAACCAUCGAAAAAGAAGAGGAGAUGA